Molecule: messenger RNA, 30944 nt
Organism: Amoebophrya sp. A120
Lineage: Eukaryota; Dinophyceae; Syndiniales; Amoebophryaceae
Source: the annotation of a GenBank genome assembly
AGCUACGGAGGAACAAGGUGAACGAAACGUAAGAGAAGAAAAAAAAUUGAUUUUUUGACGUGGAGAUCCAAAUCGAGAAGAUCUUCGUGCAUCCAAUUCAAAACUAUCCACAGUAAAUUUCCCGUACAUGUGAAACUAAAAAUGCGGUCUCGGCAUGAUCCUAAUUUUUUUAGCAUGACAAUUGUUACACUGCAAAUUGGUGAAAUUUGUGAUGCAUCUUGUACAUGUACGGGAAAUUUGUAUUGCAUAAAAACCAAGAUGGCCUACUCGCAGACCCUUUCCGGGUCCGACCGGGGGCUGCACAUCGUUUUUCUCGGAGACCUAUGCAUUGCAAAAGUAUCGUACUCGUAUAAAUGCAUUACAAAUUUCCCUGGCAUGAGAAAUAAAAUUUGUAAUGCUGAUUUGUAAUGCAUAAUUGCAGUACGAGUACGAUGCUUUUGCACAGGAUAAGACCCAGAGAUAGGCCAGUCGACACUGCUGAAGUAUUUCAGAAAGGAAACUCCCGUAUCAAGUGUAAAAAUGUCUGGGUCUGGAAGAAUCAUGCUGCUUCUGCAUGACACAGGAGGUCUGGCAUGGAAGCUCUAGCGUCACAGGUUUCGAGAAGCUUCCGCAAUGCCGAAUCCGCAUGACAAAUCCCCCACUUUGGUGACAGAAAGUGAGCAGCUUUUGCUGCCUAUGCAUCAGAGAUUUUUGUGUGUUCUGAAAUGCGCAUCACAAGUUACAUCCUUCCAGACCCUGACAUUUUUGCGCUUGAUAUCCCGGCACGGUAAACAACGUCGGAGUGGCGACCCCGUUAUGGAUUGCAAAAGUUAAAGUAUCGUACUGGUACUAGUAGUGCUUCGCAUUACAAAUUCACUCAGCAUGACAAAUGGAAUUGGUCAUGCUGUUUUACCUUGGAAUGGGGAUUUGUAAUGCAUGACUGCGAUUACUACGAGAAGUGCGAUACUUUUGCACAGGAUACCCGUCCAACCGCAACGAGAUCUUGGAUUUCAGCAAGCACCGCGGCCAGCAGCACGAAGCAGGUAUCCUGUGAAAAAACGUCCUCAGCCUAGGUUUGUCAUGCGAAUCUGCAUGCCUGAAAUAUUUCUCAUGCGCAGUAAAGCCAUGCGAAGCAUUUUCUAAUGCAGGAGCUGUCUGGGAGCUACUACUUGUAAUGCUCGAAUCAGGAUAAGUGUUAGUGGACUUGAGAACACUCGCACACACUUACACACGUUUGCUCCACUGAGCUCGUUAUCAACAGCAGUUCAAUGAAUUCUCUCAAUUGCAAGCAAGCAAGCAAGUGACGCAAGUCUCUUGCUGCGUUACAUCCUGUAGGUUCAAUUCAUCCAAAUUCAGCGCAUUCAUAUGGACCGAACCUGGUCAGAGUCAAGUGGCAAAACAGCAUGGGAGUCCACUCCUCAACCUGCUCAGAUUGGUGCUCGACCCUGGCGGGAGUCAAGUCCCCCAGGGCGACCAUUCUGAACGUCUGGACCGAGCUGAGUCCAUUCAUUUCACUACGAUCCUGAUGGCUUUGCCUUCGUAGUAUUUGGGGGAUUCGCGGAACAUGGUGAAGAGUUUCCUUUAGGAUCUAGAUAGAUUCUGACCAUUUCCCUAAGGAUCUAGCUAGUUCAGGUCAUUCAGAGCUGUCAUUUCAUUGGGAACAGGCGUCAUUUGGGGCGAUCGUGUUACGUGUGUGCGGGAUCGAUUUCCAUGACCAACACCCCUCCUCAAUCGCUGCGGCGGUGGUGCUAAUCUGGAUAGCGUCCUACCACACUCCCCUCCUGAGCGCGCUGUGGUGAACUAGCUAUCCCCUCUAGAAACCAAAAUAAAUCGAAUAAGUAUAGCCUACUUUAGCCUUGCCCUUGUGAUUCCCCUCUAUAAACGUGUCUAAAUCAUCCUCAUCGUCAGAGGAGUCACAAAUAAAAGACUUAGGGUCGGGGUUAUCAAUAUGGUGCAAGAGUAAGCGUCUCUGCGGCACACUACACUCGAGCUUCGUGAGACCGUCUGCCUUCAUUAGGUAGGUCGGGCAGAACAUGAUCUGGCUCGCUGCGUCUCUCACGCGGAGAUAUCGCAGUGCGUAGUGCCUCGAUUUCGGUUUGUUGUCUGUGCUCUUAGCUGUAGUUAUCGCGGACUGGUUGUCGAUCCACAAUAUGGCAUCAUCCAGGGAGGGAGAUAAGCCAUUCUGCUUUUCCACCAUGACAGUGGGUAGAGGUUUGAAGAACUCUGUAAAGUCAUUCUGCUCGCUCAGCACAAUAGUGUCGGAAGCAGCUAUAUACUCCGCCUCCGCCGUGGAGUACGCCCUCACGGUCUGCCGGUUGCUACGCCAACAGAUCGGGAAGCCGCGGAAGUACAUAAUGCUACCACUAGUGCUUCGCAUGGUCUUGCAACAGUUCGCAAAACUAGCAUCCGAAAACAGAUUCACAUCAGGCAAGUCUCUCCCGUCGGGCAGUAGCUUGCUGUAGAUUCUGUUGAAUUCUUCCUCAAUUUCCGGACUAUACGACAGACCCUGCUCCUUCGUUGUCAAUAGAUACUUCAGAAUCUUCUUACAGGCGUUUACGACAGGCCGAGUCGCCGGCUUGCCCACGUAUCUGGCGACAGUGGCAACCGGGACAACAAUGUCUACCCUGCAAGUGGUUGCAGCCCACUGCAGAGAGCCAACGACCUCUCGAAGGGGAAAACCUUCAAUAACUUUAGCUCCUUCAACUUCUUUAGCGAGUUCAGACUCAUCGAAGUUUGGCGAGUGGACCGGCUUGCCCGCUUCUGAGACGUGGAAUUUCUUACAAAUCUUGGAUAUGUACUCUGUCAUCACGAUCCUAACGGUUCGUAGAUUCCAGUUGUAGUACACUAUUGACCCUAGGAAGUCAAACUUCUUGGACACAGAGUUAAACUCCGGAACAAGCUCGACGUCGAUCAUGCGCCCCUUGACGUGGUGCAAGAUCUCCGCAAGUUCUCCAGCCAACUCGGACCCAGUCGGAGGACCUGUGAUAAGAUUAUCGUCGACAUACACUGCCAACUUCAGAAACUUCCCAGGGUGUUCCAAGCUCGGUUUCUUCCACAGACCUGGCGCAGAGGGACAGGGUUCCCAACCUAGCUUGGUCAGUACUUCCUCAUACUUCUUAUACCAGAGCCUGGGGGCGUCUUUCAAGCCGUAAAGCGCUUUCUUGAGCUUGACGAUCUCCACGCCGUGCUUCUUCGCCCAGAUGGGUGGCAAGCGGCAGAAGACGUCGCGAUCAAGUAAGGCAUUGAGAAACGCACUAUCAAGGUCGAACGGGAUCACAUCAUCACCGUCUGCGGCUGCAGCGGCUAGAAGUAACCUGUUAGCGGCAUGGGACACAACAGGAGCGAAAGUGUCCAGCUCGCCCGAACGAUCUAGAUUACCGAGUACUACUGCUCGCGCUUUCUUCGUACCGUCACGCUUCUCGGUAAGAAGGAUAGCAAUAGGCAAAACCUGCUUUGCGGUCGCUAGCUCCUCGUCAGUAGCUGGCUCCCACACUUUAUAGGCUUCAAGUCUACAAUCUUCCUUGUUGGUUGCUGCGUUCCAUUCGACUGAGUCUUUGCAACGAGCAGGAUCCAACUUGGCCGAUGUAGUCAAGUAACACUGGACGUCGAGGAAUUCCUCACCUUCCUCGCGAUCAUCCUGUGCUGCUAUUGCUGCGGCAAAGGCACUAGCGUCCUUUCUCAAUUCUGCGAGCUCUUUCUUAGUACGUCUCACGCGCUUUGUCUUGUCCUUUCUCCCUUUGGGACGACCACGACCUCGCGGCUUGGAGUUGCGGUUGCCAGCCACAAUCCUUGCCGGAGACGGGCUCGCCUUUCUUGGACUAGAUAAGCUGCUGUGAGUGGGGUGAUCGUCCAGAUUCCCCUCCUCAGGUUUAACACCUUCAGGCUCGGGAUCUAUCUGGCCCGGAUCAUCUUCCCUAUCCAGACUUUCAACUACCAACGUCUCUUCAGGACCGUCAGGCUGCCUACCAGUGUGCUCCGAGACAUCCACCCCCAGCCGGUGCUCAGCCCUUUUGAUCAGACCGACACACGGGAGAGAUGGCGCACACGACGCUCCACUAGGUAGGGCCUCGAUUGCGUCACACUCGACAUAGAUACCUUUGGAGUUAGGAACUAGGUCUUCAAUAUUCUUCACGAGGUACUCCUCACGGAACUUGACGUCGAUGGUAGAAUACUCCAUCCAACGAUGUCCCGCGGCGGACCGGCCGUCCGUGACAUACGUCCCAACCCGCCAGCCCGAAGACUUAGGACAAAGGCCGAGAAAUACACCACGACGAAAUGGCGCGGACAGCUUUGGAGCAACCACUUCUACUCCCCCCUCAGGAGCUUCAUGAGCUUCGCCUUUCUUGACUUGUUCACGAAAAUAAACGAGACAACCAAAACGCCUUAGCAUCCUUGUGCCAACUUUCGAGCUAUUUCUUCCAGUUCUCUCAUCCAGAAUUUCUGCAGGAGUCUUUCCGUCGUACUCAGGCAUUUUGCUAUACUUAUGCGGAAGGCGGUCCCAGCAUGCUGCAGCGUACUCGACCGAGUAGCACCACAGACGCUUGUCCACGUUCACCAACAUCGCACGCACAGCGCCGAAUAUGGUCCGCAUAAAGCGUUCGCAGGUUCCGUUCUGCUCUGGGUUGUAGGGAACCGUAGGAGCAUCACCGACCCGCAGCGAUUGCAUGACCUUGGUCAUGGAGUCACUGCCCAGAGCUGGCUCAUUGUCCCUACGGACGAACCAUGCCACUUUGUCCUCGAGGGUCAAAGCGUAGUUCUGGCGAAUGCCUUUUAUUACUUCUUCCAAAACCUCAACGCAGUCACUUUUCAGCUUAAGAGGGACACAGAAACACUUCUUGAUGGCAUCACAGAUGACCACAAGCACGCAGGUGCGUGACCGAAUCGAUACAGGUUUAAUACCUACCGCGAAGUCCAUCGCGAGUAGUUUCAAUGGCUCAGGUUUGUAAUUACUAGUGUCUCGCUCCUUUGCGUGAGAGCUUCUCGCGCCUUUCGCUUUGUCGCAUUCUCAGUCAGAGGGCCCCGGGGCCAUUUUGUGGGUUAAAAAAUGGCUAUUUUUUUUCUGAUUUCGAAAAAGCGCGGUCGCUAUGGGCCGCCUUAGCGAAGGGGCCGGCGCCGUAUUCUUCGCCGGCCAGUUGGUGGCCCUUUGGCCCGCCCGUCGGUCUGGCCUUUUUCUUCGAAGGACCCCCGCCCGCUCUGAUUUUUGUUGGUCCGCGCGCGUUGACGGCGCCGCCCUGUUGGUUUGUCUCCCCCAAGAAUAGAUUGCAGCUCGUUUGACAGGUCCAGGCGGUAUCUUGGGCGCUUUUUUUCUAUUGCAGCCGCAAUAAGUUCUCAGCCCGGGGCCACAGGCCGGUUAGCGAAGAUUUUUCGAAGGAUCAGUGUGUUCAGAAGCUACCUGCAGCGCGCUUCGUAGUGUUUACUCUCAUUGUUCCAUCGUGUUGCAAAUAUAUUUUUCCGGGUCCUUUUCCCCUUUUGUUCGUCGUGUGGUCGAAGCCAGUUUUGGUAUCAAUGUAUGCUUUUCGCACACCGCCCCCCAUAGAGUCGUUCUUUAUCAGAUUAUAUAAUUUGUUUGUGAGUUUUCCAUACGACGAUGGUGGACGUCGACGGGAACAUGCUCACACUUCCGUUCUGCGGUUUUGAUCUACCUCUGGAAAAUUACCGGGACAUGGUCACACUUCCGCGAAUUUCUCGCUGUGCGCGGGGGCGGUAUCUCAAGUGGUUUGCGGCUGGUUUGGCAAAGAUGGUGGGCAACAGCAGUGCGGCAGCACUUAUCAAAACGAAAUCGGAGGCGCAGGUAGGUCUGGAGUUCGAAGCCUGCUGGCGGCGGUUAAAGCUCGCAUAUCAACAGUGCGAGCUCGACAUGAUAAAGUUGCGGCUAUCGCGUGCAGCACCGGCGAAGGGAAUAGUAGAGCACAUUGAGUUCGAUGGCACACCGCUCCGCUGCUCGGUGAAAGGGGUGCACCACACUGGCGAUUGUUUCUGCGUUCUCCAGGGCUUCGCGUUUUGGGAUGAUCGCGACAGCGUUGCUGCGGACAAAGUGCGCGCACAAUUCCGCUUCUCGGAGAGACCGAUGGUGCGGCUCUGGCGGUCGCUAGAUUUGACGCACAUGACCAAUGGGCACACCGACGUGCGGACUUAUCACGAACUCGAUCAGCUGGAGACGGCCCGAGUAUCUUGUGCGAGAGCCCCCGUGUCGGAUUUGUCAUGCGCAAAAGAUGUCACGCAGGUGUCCUCCGAGAGGAUAUCUGAUCAUGGUUUUUAUUUCGUCCUUCAUCAUGCGGAGUUCUGUCAUGCGUAAUUUCCGAGCGUUGUUGUGGAUAGUGUGUGUUUUUUCUAUAUCCAGUUGCCCCCUGGUCAACAGAUGCACAGCAUGACAAAUCCGACACGGGGUGUUUUUUCGGUGUGAUGGGCCGAGUUGAUCGAACAAGCGUGUCCUCCUGGCUACGAUGUCAACUCCAGAUUUUUCACUUUGACAAAAUACACCGGCGAUGGCGCUACUGCCGGCGUCUUGCGGCACUACGUCGGGCAGAGGCAUGAACCCGAAUUCAUCCGGGCGGGAGGUUCUCUUGCUGGGGAGAUGAGCCUGUGGAUUUCGGACGAGUGUGCGGGGCACGGAUUUCACGGCGGGGUUGGGGACGGUGUGGAAGUCUUUCUUUCCGAUCACGACGCACUCGAGGACUUCAAAAAAGUCUGUCGCAGUUUUCGCAGAUCAACCGACCAGCUUCAGAGUGGGGUAGUUCAGUGGUUGGAGGCGACGUACAUGCAGAUGCCGCUGUAUCGCCUGCAAAACAAGCUGUGCCUAAUCUGUCAUGCUGUUUUUGGUAUUUAGAAUUAAAAUUGCAUGCCUGUCGUAUGUCCGCCCUAAGUUCCCGGGUAUUUUCACCUUUCCUGCACAUCCCGUACCACGCUGACUUCGAUAGAAGCAUUACAGAUUAGGCUGCAGUGUUGAUUUUGCAUCUCAUAACCCUGCACCCGAGGAAAAGGAGAGAUACGAGCUUGCAGUGCGAACACUGCUACCGGAGCAGGACGGUCCAGAUUCCCUAGCGCUUGCGGAGGAAUUAAUCAAGCUGGAACUUCGGUGGGAGUAUCGUGUGCAAAAGUAUCUUGCUCGUGCAAAGUGCAUUCAUGCAUGACGUAGAGCUGCCAUCUUUCUCUUCAUGUGCAUGACAGAUCUCGCACUACGUAUUCUUCAAAAAUUUUAUCAAGACUUACUCUGCACUUGUGGGGAGCUUUUGCAAUGCAUAUUUCGGGCGACUUUUUAUUCGGGGCAGCCGCAAUGGACCAGACCGAUGCCGUGGCGGACCUUGUAGUGCGCCUGAACUUCCCGGAGGUACAGUUCGGGAGAUUCGGGAACAGCGUAAGCGCAAUGCGGCGGUGCGCGGUUUCGUGCCUUGUCGGCCUUCUUCAUCUCGGGCGGUUUAUCGUUGCCCACUGCCCGCGGGUCGGAUUCCUGAAGCAGGCCCAGGGCCUCAACCUCCCCGGCGACGAAUUCAUUUCUGCGGCCUGGGGUAUUGGCCUCGGGCUUGGCGUCUUUGAAAAGUGCGAGAAGAAGUUGCUGAAGAGUGACAACAUCGCUCGACUACAUGAAAUCGAGACGGAGUUUCUCGCCGAUUUGGAGACCUUCCGUUGCGCAAACUGGUGGUGUAUUUUACAGGUCUCCGGCCUCAAGGAAGACAAGGUUGCCGCGCUCGUCCAAAAUAUUGGGUACGCGAUAGAAGCAGCAGCGGUGAGCUUUUCCGAGUUCCCCUUCCGCCGGCUGCGGGUGGCGCCGUACAGCGUGCUGCGGCCGCAAGAGAGGUUUAACCUGCGCGCGUUCCUCGAGCGUGUGGCAGCACUUCCGGAGGACGAGUGUGAUUCGGGGUUUACGUGGAAGCUCAAAUCCCUACAGAACACGGCCCCCACCAUCCUGGACCAGUGUUCCGGGUCAUUAAAGGACGUCUGCGAACUUGUUCUGACCAUGCCGCAGGCGAUAUAUUACUGCGAGAGGACCCACAAGUUCUCGAGUAGGAUGAACAAAGGUCGAUGCAGUUUCCCCGUUGUCAAUGAGUCCGCCUGGAAUGAACGCUUCGCCCAGUGUAGUCAUCUCCUCGCCCCAACCGUGCAACAGCUUCCAGCGGGCCCGGCUUCCAUCGAGGAGGCCUGGAAAGAGAGCGGGGCGCACCAGGUCCGUACGUCUUCAAUGUUCUGGUCGGAGUUCGCUCUACCGGCCGGCACAACUCUUGAAAACCAGGAAAAACAUAUGGUGGAAACAAUGCCGACCUUCCUCUACGCCAAACAUGACCCGGACCGGAGGGCGCGACUGGUGCGGAAAGUUGUGGCGCACCGGGAGACCCUGCGCACCGCAGCGGUGGAGAAAAUGGGAAAACUCCUGUCGCGGAAGGAGAAGAUACAGAGCGAUGAGGUGGACAAGAUCACGCAAUUUAAGAUCACCAACAGCUGCAAUCUCACUUCACAAAUCACGGACAAGCACCUUCUGGACGCGAUCAACGGGCUCCGGGGGCAGGGCGUCGACAAUCUCGCCAAGAGUGCGUGUCUGCAGCUGCCACUCACCGACGAGUUCGAAGCGCGGGUAGUAUCUGCUGCGGAAGAACUCCAGUUCUCCCUAUCACUAGAGUGAGAAUGUCUGAUCCUUGGGCCAGAACAGAACUACGCCGAUGCUUAGGUAGAAUUUCGCUAGUAGCUUUUCUGCAUGACAAACACAAAGACCAACCGCCCCGCUUUCGUAGUUCUGUCUGGGCACCGGGGGCAGGUUUUUUUGCAAGCCCAUAUCAGUUGCCCUACUUCCGCCUCCCGGACCUGGAUUACCGUGUCACCGAGCUGCUGCGGCGUUUUGCCGGUGGGGAGCAGAUACGGGGGGGACUUCUUGUCGUCCGCCCUGUCAGUCUGGACGAGUGGAAUUUGGAAGCGGAGGUGGAAAUAUAUCAGAUUGCGCUUGCAGUGAAGCGGCCUUAUUUUCUCGGUGGUGUGAUGCUUGAGGCGCAGCAGGGACACCAGGACGACUCCGGCCUGUACUGGAAAACAAACGACUUUGCCGAGUUUACCACCUUUGAAGACAGCAGCGAGAUCUAUUUCGUUCCGCCCGCGCACGUCCAGGCAGUUUCUGUUGCCUGUGUCGGGCUCCCCUUCCCGCUGACUGCACACAGCGUCCCGUUCUUUCCCGGGGCAGAGCGUCUCGCUGGGGGCCGUGUCAAGAAGAGGGAGCAGGUGGAAAACCGUUCGGGGCACCAGGCAGAGAGGCGGGUGCGGGAGUUGAAAGCGAAUAUACGGAGGAUGCGCAAUUUAGAGGUAGACCGACCAACAGUCCACGUUUGGGAUGAUGAAAACUAUGUCGAGCAGCGAGAUGGAGCACGAGCGGAACUGCAGCGAAUUCGCGACGAGGCGGAGCAGCAGUUCGGCGUAGAUGAUUCUAUUGCGUUCCAGACCGACCCCGUAAUGAGGGCAUAUCCGCGUGGGGGAGCAUGGUGUUUGCAAAAUUUGGGUCUUGCUGUGGCGAACUGGAAAUUUGAGAUAACGUGCAGAGCCACCAGGAAGAAGGUGGAAGAAAUAGGCCUUCCGCACUCCAAAGACGCGAGCGUUGCAGUUUGGGGCGGCGAGGAACGUGCGAGGGCACACGCGGUCUUAAUCUGGAAGAUCUUGAAGUGGGCCACUGCUGCGGGGGUGGUUGGUCUGCAUGGGCCCACUGACGCCUACUCCGAAAUGUGCCGCGAAGAGUAUCAGCAGCAGUUUGCUGAUGCGCUGCAGCUCGAUCGUCAGUUUUUAAGCACAAAGAACCUCCUCAAUAAGUGCAAGAGAAAGGAGUACUUUGAUAACCUUGACAAACUAGGAUCAGAGGCGGUCUAUGUUUUUCCGAUUCAGAAUGAAUAAAAAUCGAGAACGUUUCCUCCACUGAAGAUCUCACUUGUCGCAUUUUGAUCGCUCUGUUUCAUUUUUUGUCCCGGUUCGACACAAGUUGUUUCAUAUCUAUUUGUGGUCCAUUUUUUAUCUUCCUUCACUUUGAAACCUUUUUUGUCCGUCAAUUUUUGGUGGCGUAGCUGCCGAUCUCCGCAUAGAUAAGUCCAGAUCUUCGGCACAUAAAGAUCUCAAAACUUGAUUUGUCAUUCAACAUCAAAGCCGUUCACACUUUAAAUGAUGGGGGACCUGUCAUCGGCAGCUGCGGGCGCAUCCAACAAGCGCCCAGCAAACAAAAAGCAGGACGUAUUAUCUGCGUUUGUCAACAACAAGAAAAACAACAACGCGAUGAAGAAGGACGAGUCGAAGCUCCUGCUGCCCGACGAGAACCUCUUCGACAUGGACCAGGAGCAAUCGGUGAGGAAAUAGUCUUGUCCUUCGGUUUUUGCAUGACAUUUCCACAAAGCCUUGCGAGCCAACUGACAUGAACUAGAAAGCGGGGAAAUGUGCGACCAACCCUCGGGGACAACCCUUGGCGCACUGGUCGAAAAUCUUCUAAAUUUGGGAAACGUGCAAUUUCCUUAGGGAUUUCCCUGUACUCAGGAUUUUUGUCUUCUUCUGCCGCAAGGCAAAAGACAAAAACCAGAAAAAAGUUAGACCACUAGUUAGAAGCGCCAUUUAGAAACGAAUUUAGCACAGGGAAAUAGCAAAGGAAUUUAGAGUAAGAAAAUAGAAGGUGAAAAUAGAAGGCAGAUUUAGAAAGAAAAAUAGAAGGAAAUUUAGAAAGAAAAAUAGAAGGGGCAAAAAUAGACAAAAAAAUAGAAGAAAUUUAGAAAGGGGGAGCAGUUGUGAUCUGACAGCCAGGAUUCCGCUGGAAAAUUGCUGACUGCGCCCGUGCAAAAUCAAGCGCCCACUCAGGCGCGCUUUAAGAGCGCACUUUUGUCCUGCGCUGCCCCGACCGCCCCCGCCCGGUGCAGGCGGUCCGCAACUGCGCAAACAUUUUGUUGCGCCCCCCAGGUUGGGCUCGUGCGCUGCUUGGGGCCGUUGGUUUUGGGAGUUUUUAGUAUUGGGCGGAGCUGUGGUGGACGUCAGGGCGAUGUUCACCAUAGCCUCGUGCCUGCAUUUCUAGUUCAUGUCCAAACGCUCGCAAGGCUCAGCACACACAGCAGUGAAGCCAGCAGUAAACAACCACGACUCAGGUUUAUGAAAUAUAGCAACGCCCUCUCUUCGUGAUCGGAUCCAGGGUUUUGAGGAGUCUCCGGGGGCACUCAACACAACCCACAGCUCUAACAUACAGAACAAUACAAGGAAAGCAGGCGUAGCGCAUCCAAUCCCGAAGAGGUUUUUUCCCCUUUGAUAGUGGUGCCAUCGAUAUGGACGACAGUAAGACUGCGAACGACGGCAAGCAGGCCUCCAAAAAGCGGCGGCGGGAGGUGCGUUCCGCCGCGGACGACAAAGUCCUCGAAGAUGCGAUUGACACCUGGUUUCUCAGCAAGCGGAAGAACAACGACACUUGGAAAUUUGACAGCGCCGUCAUGAGGUCGGAGUUUGUUUCUAUGGGGUGCAAAAAUGGUCGUGUGCAUUGUGGCUCUGCAUGUGUGCGAAUUUGUCAUGCGGGGGAUGGGAGGUGGAAGGGACUUAUAGGCCCUUUCUGGCUUUGUGAUGCGUAUUUUCCCCAAGUUGUCAUGCAAGGCCUGAAAAUGUCUCUGUCAUGCAGGAGUCGCGAAACGAAAUUUAUAUCACACCAGCAGCACCCACAAUGUCCACGCACUGUUUUUGGGAUGAUAAGGGCGGACGCGAACAAGAUUGCCCCCAAGAAGAAAACAAUCAAACAGUACAUCAUGGACACCUACGUUUCGAAAACGCGCAAAACCUUCUCCAACUUCACGCUGGUGAAACACCAGGAGGCAACAGUUCUGAAAUUGUUGCAGGAAGAGCAGGCGCGAUUGGCAAAGCAGCAGGUAGUAGGUGUGCGCGACCUUAUCGCCACUUGUUUCGGGACGGAGGGCCCGCAGCAGGGGAAGGACGCCCUGGCGAUUGGUUGGGCGCACGCGGAGCAACUGCGGUUAAUGGCCAGCGUCGCCAACAGCAGCUCCUCGCUUGGAAACAGUUCAAAGGCACCGGCCGUUGCUGCGGUGAAGCAGGAGGAACAGCAGGAUGUCGAGAUGGAAGACGCGGACUUGGACGGGAAGGGUGGCGAUGGGAAUAGAACUCCUUCCGGGGGAGAAGCAAAUAAAUCGGGAUUGCUCGGCGGAGGGCCCGACGAAAAGAAAUUGCUGGGGGGCGAAGACGCAGAUCCGAAGACACCAGCCAGGAACGACAAGAGCGCCGGAAAUAACGCCAACCUCAUCAACAAAGCAGCAUCUUCCUUGAAGCAGAAAAAUUUGCUGAUCGCGUCCCAGGCAUCGCAGGACGAUGAACCGUUUUCCCCGGGAACUCUGGCCCUGAUGCAAGACACGAAGGACCUGAUCGCCCGUGGGCCGGGCAUGGAGACGAUCGGGAAUGACACUGGUGUUCCGUACGACAAAGUGCGGGAUCUCUUCAACGACGCCGAGAUGGGCGACUGGGACGCGGAGACAGGGUGGAUUGGCAUUAUGCGGCGCUGGGAUAAUCCAGCGAUCAACCACGAGCACCUGGAGUGCAUGGUGACGAUGCAUCGGCAGGCAAAAGGUAUUUUUUGGCGAUUUUUCCCAUGUAGAGCAGCAUGACAAAUUUAGGAUUGUAAUCGUCUUUGAGAUUUUCUUUCUUUUGCAUGCAUCUAUGGCAACUGCGUGCAGAACGGCCACACGCAUCACAAACCUGAUGGUCGUAGUCGGUCUCUUGUUUUCGGAGUUCCCUGUUCUUCGAUCUCGAUUUCGGUCUACGGCAUUUCCGUUCCGCGCGCUUAUAUGCAUGACAAGGUCGCUUAUCGAAUUCUGCGUCUCAGAGCCUCAGCGCCUGUCUUAGUUAUCAGCAUGACAAACUGGCUUUUUUAUGAUUUUUCUGAAACUUCAAUCAACAGCGGCCGGCGUCAAGACCGAGCCGUACACGACGGCGUUGCCGGCGGCUAUUGUGGGGCUCCUGACCGACCGGUGGGAUCUCGGGACGCACUCGAGGGCCGACUAUUUUGAACUGUAAGUAGUUCGUUUUUCCGUCUGCUACCGCACUUCGCAACUUUUUAUAAUAUCCGUCUUCAGAAUGAACGAAGAAGCAUUUCGCGCAUGACAAAUCCACAAUGCGCAAAAAUCCACACCUUCAGGUUUGGAAAAUAUAUGAAGCCUGCGUCGGAGAAUACGAUCGAUUUCUGGCAGACCAUGAAAGCCAACUGCGAGGAUGGAAAGUUGCGCGUCCCGGAGAGCAAGGUUGUACAGGUGUACAACAAGUGCAAAAUGGUGGAGAUUCCGGGGCUGUUUGCCGUCGAGGCGGCGGACCUCAAGGUCAAGGCCGAACACAUGCAGCGAAAAACGCAGAUCAAGCUGGUACUUAUUUCCCAUGGCCCCACUGUGGUCUAUUUCCGUAUGUUGUGAGAUCUUGCAGUAUGGGUAGCAGUAAGUUUGGAGGGCGUGUGCGAAGUCUCUUAUGCAAAUGCACUGAAAAAAAAAAAUGCAGGAAGCAAAGCCCAUCCUGGACGCCUGGGAUUCGAAGACCCCCCUGUCCGCCGUGGAGUUGGAUAAACUCAACGCCUCCCUCGAGGGCAUUCUCAUCAAGGUCAAGGCCUCAGGGAAAGCAGGGGAGUGGUACAAGGCCUUCCUGUCCAUGUUGCACGACAAUGGGGUUAAGUCUGCUGGCCCGUGGCUGCGGGAUGUUUGUCUGCAUGGGGCGGACUUGCCUGCGAUGCACCAGAUCUUCGACGGCAUCAACGUGUUGGACAGCGUGCGGGCAGCCCGGGUGGGACUGAAAAAGCAGAUUGACAGAGUCUUCAAGCCGACCGACGGACUGUAUAUACAAAUAAUUGCGGCGCUUCUUUGUAUUCUCUGCCCUGAUGUGCUCCCUCCAUUUCUACCAGGCGCAUGACAGAUCGGCUAUUACAGCUGCCGCUGGUGUUUUCGUAUUAGUGUCUCGAGCAUUUCCGUGCCCGAUCAAGCUCUCUGUGGUGUCAGUCGGUGCGCGGUCAUAUUUCCCCCAGAGGUGAUAGUAGCUGUCUUGUAUCUAUUACCAAAACCCACUUCCCAGGUUCAAGCUGUACCAGGUCGCCCUCGCGUUGAACAAGGAGACUCCGUAUUUGACCUACGAAUUGGAUUUGCUGCGCAUGGAGUGCGACAAGCUGAACGACUCGCAGUAUGUCAUGUUGGCUGCAGCGGAAGAAGAGUGGGUGCAGCCCCCGGGUUGGAUUUUGGGUGGCCAAUGGGACGAAGCGUCGAAACAGAUGGAGGAGUACAUCACGUAUCAUUUGCAAAAUUACCGCGCAGUCGCACAACGGUGUUUCGUGAGAAGUCUAUAAUGCGAGGAAAAGCAAUGUUCCAGAUCUCCCCCUCCCCUUCAAAAAAUUCGCAAUUAGAUCUAGAUUAGCUGCGCGGUGAUUUUGCAAUUCAUAUCGCGUGGGCGUUUGCCAAACGGGCCGAGGCGACCGAAUUGGGCAAGGGAAAGGACGAAACCUCUGCGCUCAUCCGCUGCUAUGGGGAAAACCUGGCAAAGAAGGUCUCCGUCACGCGUAAAAAUGUCGACGCGAUCGUGGCGAAUUUCGUCACCACGGUGACUGCGCUGAAGAAGAACAAAACGGCGCCGCGUAUUUCGUUUUGAUUUGUGCACUUAAAACCAUUCCUCCGUAGCAAUAUGCACAUGCAGACUCUCAUCGUCAUCUCUCGAUCCAUUAACCCCUUCGCGAUUUUUCUUUUUGUCCAUGCAGGGGCCAGAGCUUGUUUUUUUCUUUAUUGUAGAAUAAAAAUACUCACAGUUCUGGAAAAGGCGGGAAAAUGGUACCAGAAGAUCAAGUGGGGAGUGGCCUUCUUCACAGAGGAUCACGAGAGAAAGCUGCAGCCCGCGAUCACCGCUCUGCAGCUCGUCGAGGCGGAGGACGCAAAGGCAACGGCGAAAAAAACGGCGUACGACCGCGGCAUCAUCAAGGCCACGAAGGGGAAGGUCGCGGCGAUGAAAAGGAAAGCGUGAGUCCCAACACGUGAUCAACUGGAACUGGUGGCGUUGACACAAAUGGAGCUUUAGCAUAACAGACUUACCAUUCAAAUUCUGAACUUCUCUGGACAUUCAGUCACACGAUGACGCCCGUGCUGCGAUUGACUCGGAACAAAUGAAAGCGUUUGCUUCUGCAAAAACUCUGCGUGGUAGCAGGGGUGAGAAUACAGACUAUUUAGCGGCGAGCUUUGGAUGUGUUGAAUCGAAUGAACAAGACACACGGAAGAAUCGAAAACCGACAGGCCACCUGCGGCACAGUAUCACAACGGACACCUUUGACGAAUUCAACGAACAUCCCGGAUUGCACGAAUCACGACUCAUUUUCCAAAACUCACAAACAAGACUGAACUGAUAAAGAACGACUUGCAUUCCAACCGAAUUGGUGAAGGACUCACUCUAUGCGGAUUUGUCUUCCUGUAUUCUUUCGUCUUCGUCUUUUUCCGAAUUCAUUGUGAAGGAGCCCUUCCGGGGUCAUUUUUAGUCCAACCUCUGUGCAUCCUCAUCAUGCAAACCAACGCGGUGUUGGAAUAGGAGGGGCGCUCCACAAUCACGAUCCGCUGCGGGUGUUGCAGCGAAAAAAACAACACAUGACCACCCCCCGUCCGCGGGCGGCGGGCCCUUGCAGUGGUGCCCCCCGCCUGUGGCGCCAAAAGCGGGGCGCGUGGCCGAGGCUCUAGUGGCCGCGCCAGAGUCGCGCGCCGGGUUCACGCUAUCUUGCGCGCAGCCUGGGUAGAUUUAUACCUGCGACGCUUCUCUGCCUUCCGGCCGCACAUGGCCCGCGGGAUACCACGGGGGCAGUGGCGCCCCUACUUCUGUGCCGGCUCCUGCGCCACCAGCCGGCGCCACGGACUCGCUGGCGGCCGUGCUUUUGAAAAAAUCAGAAAAAAAUUAGAAAAAAAUUAGAAGCACCCACCGCCCCGGGCCCUCUGACUGAGCAUUCAGGACGCUGGACACUAAGACCAUCUACAUGAAAGUGUCCGAAUCUUCUAUGUUGUUCUAGACGCGUAAGGUGACAACUAGCAAUACUUUCUUCGAUUGUAAUGCAUGCAAUGUCUUCCGCGGUGUCUCUAGUCGUCUGACCCCGGAGGCCCAUCACGAAAAGAUCACACCCAAGGACUGGGAGGUUCAUCCUCUCGUGGUUCUUGAUUGGUAGCAUCUGACCGGAUUCCCUGUUGACGAGAGAACCGCCAGAGCUGUUGUAGUUCAGAUCCCGCCCACGAUCACUGAGAUUGUCCUCACCGAGCCACGGAAGAAUACGAUCAAUAUCUCUUGGUAGAUGUUUAAAAUAGACGCCAUAGGGCAAACCUAGAGCGUUUUCCUUCAAUUUUCCGCCAAAACCAUCACGAGCCCCGGCCGUGCCGUUGAUGCGACAGACGUUGCUCGAGAUGUCAAUAAAAUCCGAUUUGUGUCUAGAUAAAUACUUGCUUGCACAUGAAUCGACCAAGCUCGCUUCGUCCUUGAUCUGUGCAGUAAAACAGCUAAAAGAAUCUACAUCAAAUUCCUCUAAAUUCUCGAAGUUCAGCAUACAACUACCAUACUCCGAGAUAUAAACACCUCCUUCAUCGAGUCAGGCUGGUCCUUGCCAGACCCAACCACCCUGCUUUCCACCGGCUCCCUGCCCUUGAUUCUGGUUGUUCAUUUGGUUCUGGUUCACCGGCGGACACCACUGCGGCUGCUGGUUUCCCCAGACACCACCCCACUGACCUUUCCCUUGAUUGUUAGGAUUCCAGCGGCAACGGUCCGCCUUAUGGUUUUCCUUGCCACAGAUCCAGCAUUUGGGUUUGGUCACAGUGUUGUAGGGAGUGCUCUGGUUCCGACCAGUCUUACCACCUUUCUGGCCACUUCCACCCUUAGCGUUAGGCUUCGGGGGCAGGCCAUGGGCAGCCAAGACACUCGCUUCGGUCUGCUUGCGUAAUUUGGCUUUCAUGCGUUUCAAGGCUUUCGCCGAGAACACCUUGCCAGAAGAAGCAUUUUGACCAUCAUCAGCGGAGUCCGGCUCCUCAUCAUCAUCGUCAUUUUUCUGACGCUUAUUCCCCUUCUUGUUCUUCUUCGACUUCUCCUCGACGACCGGGAAGGCCUUGCCGAAGGACGGGUUCUCAAUCUUGUAGGACCCCUCCUUGACCAGCUGCGCGAGCUUCUUCUCGAGACGGUUCCCGAUCUCCUGCAAGGUGAUGUGAUCGGACUCGUCUACGCAGCGGUCGAUGGUCUGGCGGAAGGCCGACGCAAACAUCUUGGGCAACUUGUCCAGAAUGUUCUUCACAUGCUGAUCUUCAAUCGGACGCCCGGGCUCCGGGACGUAGACACUCGGCGCCAUCUCCAUCAAGUCGUGGAUCUGGGCCAGGAACGUCGGAGCAUCCUUCGGCGCGUCUCGGUUGUCGAAAUGCAUGGCGUCGAUCGAGGACGUCUUGAUGUGCUGCUGGUCACGGGAGGCAACAUUGAAGCGACCAACAUCACGAAUACGCAUGAACAGUUGCGCAGCGUCGUCGUUGAUGUAGUGCUGACUGUUGACCCACGUGGACACGGACCCGGUGCGUGACUUGUAGAUGGCAUCCUUCAGGUCGCGCCACUUCUCCCGGAUCGCAUUAUUGGCAGUAUUGUUCGCCUGCGGAAUCCCCGGAGGGUUACCGGCAAGACGAUUAUCCCAAUACUCCUGGAGUCCGAGGCGAGAAACCUCGUUCGUGACUCCGCGACGCCAGACGCGCCAGUCCUGCGCGCUGGACAACUUCUCCGUCAAUUUCGCCUCUUGGCCCAUCUUCAAACACUUAUCUGACUAGAAGAGCCAGCUUGAGUCUCAAGGCGUAACGUAGUGUUAGUGGACUUGAGAACACUCGCACACACUUACACACGUUUGCUCCACUGAGCUCGUUAUCAGCAGCAGUUCAAUGAAUUCUCUCAAUUGCAAGUAAGCAAGCAAGUGACGCAAGUCUCUUGCUGCGUUACAUCCUGUAGGUUCAAUUCAUCCAAAUUCAUCACAUUCAUAUGGACCAAUCGGGUUCAGAGUCAAGUGGCAAAACAGCAUGGGAGUCCACUCCUCAACCUGCUCAGAUUGGUGCUCGACCCUGGCGGGAGUCAAGUCCCCCAGGGUGACCACUCUGAACGUCUGGACCGAGCUGAGUCCACUCAUUUCACUACGAUCCUGAUGGCUUUGCCUUCGUAGUAUUUGGGGGAUUCGCGGAACAUGGUGAAGAGUUUCCUUUAGGAUCUAGAUAGAUUCUGACCAUUUCCCUAAGGAUCUAGCUAGUUCAGGUCAUUCAGAGCUGUCAUUUCAUUGGGAACAGGCGUCAUUUGGGGCGAUCGUGUUACGUGUGUGCGGGAUCGAUUUCCAUGGCCAACAAUAAGAUAGGCAAUUUGUGAUGCAAAUUCUGCUUCUUCAUCACUAGCUAGAGUAAACAGGACUGAUACACUACGAGCUGCCCACGGAACUUGUCAUGCUUGGGAACCAAUAAAAGCUGUUCGUUUUUACGCAGGAUAGCAGGGGGCUCCUCCCCGUCUAGCUCCAAGCCGGCGGAUAUCAUCAUACCGGAGCAUAUGGAAGCGUCAGGAUUGAAAUCGACAAAGUUGAAAUUAUUUGCGAUGCACAAAAUCAAUGCCAGUUGGGCCUCUUCAGUUUCUCAGUGGCGCAUGACAAAUUUAGAAAACACCAAAAUACAGUCUGUCAUGCUGUUUAGGAAAAGUAGACUGCUCCUGUCAUGCUACUCUGUACUCUGGCAGCACAUCGCCUUCCCCUGAACAGGCUCGCAAUCGCUCGCAUUUGCUUGCUCCCCAACACAGGCCAUCCGUGCUGUGCAUUUUAUGCAUUACAAAUUUUUCGAUUUUGUCGAUUUCGAUCCUGACAUUCCCAUAGAGCACCAGUCGUGCGUCCUCGACCAGGUCAUCGAAAACGAGCCAUUUUAUCGAAGAAAAAAGCUACAUUGUUAGCUGUAACUUUGUGAUGCGCAACAUGCAAAGUGAUUGCGGCUGUCAUGCUCAGCAUGCAUGGUAAAGUCGUCCAUCCAGGCGCGUUUUCUCGGCAUACCAUCUGCGCAUGACAGGUUUUUGCUCUCAUACAUGCCAGACGGAUUUGUCAUGCUGCUCCUCCAAGAACGUUACACCUACAAUCUUUUUUUCUUGGAUAUGUUUAGGAUACGCUUCACGGACAGUGGGGGACUGUCGGUGUACGACAAAGUGCGAAAACCAAUCCUACGAACAGCGCAUCUCGUCGUGCUGUGCUUCAGCUGCGCGAAGAAACAGUCCCUAGCAUCGGUGAAGGAAAAAUGGUUACCACUGGUCAGGUCAUUAGCCUUUUUGAAGAAGGACAGGGAAGAGGAUUUCGUCUUUCUGAAGCCAGUGAUACUACUGGGGCUGCAAACGGAUUUACGUACUUGAUAUUGAUGGUUGAUUUUUUUCUCGUAGUUGCUGCAAAUACAAGCGCACGUCAAUGAGAUGCAAAUAACAACUUCAACCGUGCAUAGAAUUGGAAAUGGAUAUCUUCAUGUCUGAGCGUGACAGAUGAAUGAAUUUCUGUUCCCGCAGCUUCGAGGGAACCAAUGGCAGGAUCAUGUUGUCAUGACGGGCCAGGUAUCUUGUAGAGUUGUACUCCGAGAAGUAGUAGAACUUGCACAACAUCACACCAAACAUACAAUUUCAGGCGCAUCUUCCUCCGUCGCGGUAACAGAAGGGGAGGCUUCCAAAUUCGCAAACUAUCCUGUUGCACACUUUGGAUCAACGUCCCUGAGGUCUGGUGGAAUUGCAUCAGUGCUAGAUGUAUGAUUCGGAAGCAUGUCAUGAUAGCUCGUGAUAUGAUGUUGGCAAAAACCACGUGCGUUAAACAUUGCGGUCGUCUAGCAUGUCAAAAGAAAAAAGGAAAACCGUUUGCAGUAGAGGAUAUUAGAAAUUCGAUCCGACACCGACUGUAAAAGAACAAGUUGACCGGAAGAUCUAAGUCAAGACCGCUGGUCCCGCCAUUUGUUUGCAAUCGAUAAACCCGAGGCGGAAGCCAUCAGUUACCUGGAGUGCUCCCUCGCAGCGGAUCUUAUCCCAUCAAAAUGAAUUUCUUCAACAGCCACCUCCAUCAAGUUCAAAGCAGAAGAGUUGUAGAACCAGAACCCCUCCGUUUUGCGUACUGUGGUCAUGAUGGCCAUACCUAGAGAUAAAAAAAAAGCUGCAAAAGGUGGAUUUAUCCCGCCGUCCAGGAGUGCAUGCUGCACACAAAGUUGAGUGGCGCUAUCAGAAUCUUGUGGACACGUGAAUCCAUUUCUAGUAUUUGUGCCUUGAUGGACGGUGGAAUGUUUUUUUCCAACCGCGAUAAGCUCGGACGAAGCGCUAGACGCCCUGAGGACGAAAAUCUUGAGCACGGCGAAAGAGUAUAUUAGUGCCUUCGCUUUAUUUUGUUUCAACUUCUUGUUUUGUUAGUUCUAGUUGUGCCGGCCGCGGAGGCUGCGUCUGCUUGUUCCUGUUGGUCUUUUCAUGCACGAGAAAAUGAAAAACAAGAUUGAAAAUGAAUAUUGAAAAUCAGGUCCUACCUAUUCCGAUGGCAGCAGAAGAGAAUAAAGCGGUCCCUGCGGGGGGAAUCCGACCAAGCGGUGGACUAUCCAGGGAAAAAACAGUGCUAGAAGUUGAAGUUGUGUGAAUGGUUCUCUAUUACAGUGCAUGUAAGACUACAGUGACACUCACUCUUAUCAGAUGGCCGCACACUAGCGCUCAUGGGAAAUAAAAUUUCAGUUUCACGCAGUAUCACGGAAAGCGAAAAACAAGUUUUUUUUUGUCAUGCUGCAGACCGAAUUUGUAAAUGCAAGUCAAAGUAAACAGCUUUUUUUUUCUGGAUAUGAACAUGGGGGCUGCCGACGUGGACAAGUAUGUGGCUGAAGCCUUUAUGAAGUGCAAAAGCAUGAUCGUACUACGUAUAAAUUGCAUUAGCAUGACAGACGAGAUUUGUAAUGCUGUUUUAGCUAAUGCUAGGGAAGGCGGAGGCGAUUUGUCAUGCAUGUCUGCAAUUGGUACGACUGCGAUCCUUUUACAGUGCAUAGCCUUAACGGUCGAGCAAGACACCGACCCCCUCGCGAAAGAGCAGAUCACGCAAAACCUAUCCUGCCUCGGAGUCACCCCCUACAUGAGCCAUGCGUACUUUAAUUCUUUAAUAUCCACCUACCGAGUACUAGAACACGAUGAAUGAGUGUGCUGCAUGCUUUUGCAGCACUGCUGCGUGUGAUGGUGCUGUUCAUUUUCAUGAAUCCGGGCUGUAGAUAAAGGAGUUGUAGCAGGCACGUUAAUGUUUUGAAUAUGAACAGGAAAACAAAAAAUAAAAAGCUGUGAUGCAAAAACACUGCCACGAAUCUCAGAUACCUGCAGUGUGACCUUCCGGACCUCGGGCUAACGAGCUGCGAUGCCUUACGAGGAUUUCCGAACCUGCGUAUCCUGUGUGAAAGCGCUUUCAAAUCCAUUUUUACCUGGAAGAUAGUAGUCCUGCUCCUGCUACUCGACGCAUUCCAGCAGAUCCGCCGAAAAUUGUCAUGCGUGGCACGACCGCAGGCUCCUCUCAACAUGAUGACGAUCUUCUGGUGUGUAUUAAAAGCGUUUUUGCACAGGAUACGGUAGUAUCUGGACAUAUCAAACAACCAGCUGCGAUCGCUGGAGCCGUUAGGUAUCGAUUCGUAAUAUUCAAGUGGAAGUAGUUUCAUGAUCGUCCUCGAUCAGUACGUAAAAUGAGAAAUAGCAGUGACGGAUGACUACGGGUACCGCGUCAGUGCAUGACCGAUCGAAGCCACAUUAUAUCAGUUUCUUCGUUCGGACAGAUCGUGUGCAUAAAAUUGGAACUACAAAGACCCUCUGACGAAUGAUGAAAACGAAAAACCAGCAGCAAAGAUGACAAGUAACAAGCUGCUGGUCUAGAAGGCUGGUUAAAAUUCACAGUCGUCAACAAACAAGUAUACAUCGAUUCAAAUUCAGGUGAGCUCCCAUUCCUGCUCCGGCUCAACGCAUCCAGAAACCAGAUGGUCCGCACCCAAUCUACCAAAGUGUGCACAACAUGCACUCAUACUCAGCCUCACCCUCGUCUUGAGACGAGUGUGUCGCGUCUACAGCAAGUAUAAGCACAAGGCGCCGGUAGUACCAGUAGCACAGCCUUUAUUGCAUCGACUACAAUGAUCUGCACUCUACACAUGAGUUGAUGUUGAUGUUGUCGUGAAACAAGUGCAAACAGACCAGGAGGGGGUUUAUUGGCACAUUAGUGCAUGCCAGGCGAAGGGCACCAGCAGGAUGAGUUGUUGUGCAGUCUCAUACAAGCCUUCGGACCGCCACGACAUCUGGAGUCCGUAUGCAGUGUGAUGCAGCAACAGAGUUACCUGAUUACGGUGUCUUCUUGGUAAGUACAGUUUCUGGUGCAACAAUAGUAGCGGCAUCUCCUUCGUACCAAGAUAACGACAAGUAGACUUUCAUGAUGCGCACUACUCAACAGAGAAGAUGGUGUUGUCGCGCAUAAAGGUGUAAAUUUUUUUCUUCUACUCCGUCCGGCCUACCAUUGGUACUGCAACUGCUACUGCUGUAAAAGCACGUAAGUAAUAUGGAAGACUUCGGCACGUAAUCAUUGGAAAAUUUUGUUUCUCCGCAUACUCCAUUGACCUCUCGUACAACCUAAUCUCCGAGCUGGGCGACUGGCGCACGCACAAGAUGUACCCUAUGUGAAAACGUCCGUCCCCACUCCAGACGAGUUGUAGUGCAAAUCUGCAUGCCUAUCUAAAAAUAUUAAUAUUUCUCAUGCGCACCCGCUUGAGAGGCCCGUUUGCUAGUGCUAUCUUGGAGUAGUUUGUCAUGCUAGACGAGUCAGGAAGAUAUGUUGAUCGAUUUGUGAUGCGUAAUUCACUGCUAGUCGAAAAAAAAAAAAUAAAAACGACUACACCACAAUCCCGAACCUGUCAUGCGCAUGAGGAUGAGCCAAAACUUGCUGCCGAAUCUGUAGAGAAACCCCUCAGAAAUUUGACUCUGGGCGGUUGGAGGGGACGUACUAGUUUUUCCACCCGAUAAGAAGCUCCGGGAGUUGAACCUGCGCGGGAAUUUCAUUUCCGAAAUCGACGGUAUCGCGCUGCUAUGCAUUGCAAAAGUAUCGUGCUCGUAUAAAUGCAUUACAAAUUGACUUAACAUUACAAAUUAAAUUUGUAAUGCGGAUUUUCCUUAAGCAGAAGAUUUGUAAUGCAUAAACGCAAUUACAAUUUAGUGCAAGUGCGAUACUUUUGCAAUGCAUAGCUGCGAAAAAACUCCAGGCUCAAAAUGCUGGAUUUGAGCGAGAACCACAUUUUCAAGAUCCAGAACCUAUCACGCAGAAAAAAGCAGGCAGAUCGCAUUUGUAAUGCAAAAAUAAAUACACAAAAAAAUCUGUGCUGCAUAGCUCAAGCAGCAUGCUGCGGGACCGCCCAUGACAGAUUUUUUUGUGUGUUUGUUCUUGCACUACAAGUGUUGGUCAUGGAAAUCGAUCCCGCACACACGUAACACGAUCGCCCCAAAUGACGCCUGUUCCCAAUGAAAUGACAGUUCUGAAUGACCUGAACUAGCUAGAUCCUUAGGGAAAUGGUCAGAAUCUAUCUAGAUCCUAAAGGAAACUCUUCACCAUGUUCCGCGAAUCCCCCAAAUACUACGAAGGCAAAGCCAUCAGGAUCGUAGUGAAAUGAAUGGACUCAGCUCGGUCCAGACGUUCAGAAUGGUCGCCCUGGGGGACUUGACUCCCGCCAGGGUCGAGCACCAAUCUGAGCAGGUUGAGGAGUGGACUCCCAUGCUGUUUUGCCACUUGACUCUGACCAGGUUCGGUCCAUAUGAAUGCGCUGAAUUUGGAUGAAUUGAACCUACAGGAUGUAACGCAGCAAGAGACUUGCGUCACUUGCUUGCUUACUUGCAAUUGAGAGAAUUCAUUGAACUGCUGUUGAUAACGAGCUCAGUGGAGCAAACGUGUGUAAGUGUGUGCGAGUGUUCUCAAGUCCACUAACACUACGCUACGCCUUGAGACUCAAGCCGGCUCUUCUAGUCAGAUAAGUUAGAUUGAAGAUGGGCCAAGAGGCGAAAUUGACGGCGAAGCUGUCCAGCGCGCAGGACUGGCGCGCCUGGCAUCGCGGGGUCACGAACGAGGUUUCUCGCCUCGGGCUCCAGGAGUAUUGGGAUAAUCGUCUUGCUGGUAACCCUCCGGGGAUUCCGCAGGCGAACAAUACUGCCAAUAAUGCGAUCCGGGAGAAGUGGCGCGACCUGAGGGAUGCCAUCUACAAGUCGCGCACCGGGUCCGUGUCCACGUGGGUCAACAGUCAGCACUACAUCAACGACGACGCUGCGCAGUUGUUCAUGCGUGUUCGUGAUGUGGGUCGCUUCAAUGUUGCAUCCCGUGACCAGCAGCAGAUCAAGACCUCCUCGAUCGACGCCAUGCAUUUCGACAACCGCGACGCGCCGAAGGAUGCUCCGACGUUCCUGGCCCAGAUCCACGACUUGAUGGAGAUGGCGCCGAGUGUCUACGUCCCGGAGCCCGGGCGUCCGGCUGAAGAUCAGCAUGUCAAGAACAUUCUGGACAAGUUGCCCAAGAUGUUUGCGUCGGCCUUCCGCCAGACCAUCGACCGCUGCGUGGACGAGUCCGAUCGCAUCACCUUGCAGGAGAUCGGGAACCGUCUCGAGAAGAAGCUCGCGCAGUUGGUCAAGGAGGGGUCGCACAAGAUUGCGAACCCGUCCUUCGGCAAGGCCUUCCCGGUCGUUGAGGAGAAGUCGAAGAAGAACAAGAAGGGAAAUAAGCGUCAGAAAAAUGACGACGAUGACGAGGAGCCGGACUCCGCUGAUGAUGGUCAGAAUGCUGCUUCUGGCAAGGUGUUCUCGGCGAAAGCCUUGAAACGCAUGAAAGCCAAACUACGCAAGCAGACCGAAGCGAGUGUCCUGGCUGCCCAUGGCCUGCCCCCGAAGUCUAACACUAAGGGUGGAAGUGGCCAGAAAGGUGGUGGCAAGACUGGUCGGAACCAGAGCACUCCCUACAACACUGUGACCAAACCCAAAUGCUGGAUCUGUGGCAAGGAAAACCAUAAGGCGGACCGCUGCCGCUGGAAUCCUAACAAUCAAGGGAAAGGUCAGUGGGGUGGUGCCUGGGGAAACCAGCAGCCGCAGUGGUGUCCGCCGGUGAACCAGAACCAGAUGAACAACCAGAAUCAAGGGCAAGGAGCCGGUGGAAAGCAGGGCGGUUGGGUCUGGCAAGGACCAGCCUGACCAGAUCACGGAGGAGUUUAUAUCUCGGAGCAUGGUAGUUGUGUGCUAAAUUUCGAGAAUUUAGGGGAUUCUGAUGUAGAUUCUUCUAGCUGUUUUACUGCACAGACCAAGGACGAAGUGAGCUUGGUCGAUUCAUGUGCAAACAAGUAUUUAUCUAGACACAAAUCGGAUUUUAUUGACAUCUCGAGCAACGUCUGUCGCAUCAACGGCACGGCCGGGGCUCGUGAUGGUUUUGUAGGAAAACUGAAGGAAAACGCUCUAGGUUUGCCCUAUGGCGUCUAUUUUAAACACUUGCCAAGAGAUAUUGAUCGUAUUCUUCCGUGGCUCGGUGAGGACAAUCUCAGUGAUCGUGGGUGGGAUCUGAACUACAACAGCUCUGGCGGUUCCUUAGUCAACAGGGAAUCCGGUCAGAUGCUACCAAUCAAGAACCACGAGAGGUUGACCCUCCCAGUCCUUGGGUGUGAUCUUUUCGUGAUGGGCCUCCGGGGUCAGGCGACUAGAGACACCGCGGAAGAUAUUGCAUGCAUUACAAUCGAAGAAAGUAUUGCUAGUUGUCACCUUACGCGUCUAGAACAACAUAGAAGAUUCGGACACUUUCAUGUAGAUGGUCUUAAUGUCCAGUGUCCUGAAUGCGACAAAGCGAAAGGCGCAAGAAGCUCUCACGCCAAGGAGCGAGACACUAGUAAUUACAAACCUGAACCAUUGAAACUACUAGCGAUGGACUUCGCGGUAGGUAUUAAACCUGUAUCGAUUCGGUCACGCACCUGCGUGCUUGUGGUCAUCUGUGAUGCCAUCAAGAAGUGUUUCUGUGUCCCUCUUAAGCUGAAAAGUGACUGCGUUGAGGUUUUGGAAGAAUUGAUCAAAGGCAUUCGCCAGACCUACGCUUUGACCCUCGAGGACAAGGUGGUAUGGUUCGUCCGUAGGGACAGUGAGCCAGUUCUGGGCAGUGACUCCAUGACCAAGGUCAUGCAAUCGCUGCGGGUCGGUGAUGCUCCUGCGGUUCCCUACAACCCAGAGCAGAACGGAACCUGCGAACGCUUUAUGCGGACCAUAUUCGGCGCUGUGCGUGCGAUGUUGGUGAACGUGGACAAGCGUCUGUGGUGCUACUCGGUCGAGUACGCUGCAGCAUGCUGGGACCGCCUUCCGCAUAAGUAUAGCAAAAUGCCUGAGUACGACGGAAAGACUCCUGCAGAAAUUCUGGAUGAGAGAACUGGAAGAAAUAGCUCGAAAGUUGGCACAAGGAUGCUAAGGCGUUUUGGUUGUCUCGUUUAUUUUCGUGAACAAGUCAAGAAAGGCGAAGCUCAUGAAGCUCCUGAGGGGGGAGUAGAAGUGGUUGCUCCAAAGCUGUCCGCGCCAUUUCGUCGUGGUGUAUUUCUCGGCCUUUGUCCUAAGUCUUCGGGCUGGCGGGUUGGGACGUAUGUCACGGACGGCCGGUCCGCCGCGGGACAUCGUUGGAUGGAGUAUUCUACCAUCGACGUCAAGUUCCGUGAGGAGUACCUCGUGAAGAAUAUUGAAGACCUAGUUCCUAACUCCAAAGGUAUCUAUGUCGAGUGUGACGCAAUCGAGGCCCUACCUAGUGGAGCGUCGUGUGCGCCAUCUCUCCCGUGUGUCGGUCUGAUCAAAAGGGCUGAGCACCGGCUGGGGGUGGAUGUCUCGGAGCACACUGGUAGGCAGCCUGACGGUCCUGAAGAGACGUUGGUAGUUGAAAGUCUGGAUAGGGAAGAUGAUCCGGGCCAGAUAGAUCCCGAGCCUGAAGGUGUUAAACCUGAGGAGGGGAAUCUGGACGAUCACCCCACUCACAGCAGCUUAUCUAGUCCAAGAAAGGCGAGCCCGUCUCCGGCAAGGAUUGUGGCUGGCAACCGCAACUCCAAGCCGCGAGGUCGUGGUCGUCCCAAAGGGAGAAAGGACAAGACAAAGCGCGUGAGACGUACUAAGAAAGAGCUCGCAGAAUUGAGAAAGGACGCUAGUGCCUUUGCCGCAGCAAUAGCAGCACAGGAUGAUCGCGAGGAAGGUGAGGAAUUCCUCGACGUCCAGUGUUACUUGACUACAUCGGCCAAGUUGGAUCCUGCUCGUUGCAAAGACUCAGUCGAAUGGAACGCAGCAACCAACAAGGAAGAUUGUAGACUUGAAGCCUAUAAAGUGUGGGAGCCAGCUACUGACGAGGAGCUAGCGACCGCAAAGCAGGUUUUGCCUAUUGCUAUCCUUCUUACCGAGAAGCGUGACGGUACGAAGAAAGCGCGAGCAGUAGUACUCGGUAAUCUAGAUCGUUCGGGCGAGCUGGACACUUUCGCUCCUGUUGUGUCCCAUGCCGCUAACAGGUUACUUCUAGCCGCUGCAGCCGCAGACGGUGAUGAUGUGAUCCCGUUCGACCUUGAUAGUGCGUUUCUCAAUGCCUUACUUGAUCGCGACGUCUUCUGCCGCUUGCCACCCAUCUGGGCGAAGAAGCACGGCGUGGAGAUCGUCAAGCUCAAGAAAGCGCUUUACGGCUUGAAAGACGCCCCCAGGCUCUGGUAUAAGAAGUAUGAGGAAGUACUGACCAAGCUAGGUUGGGAACCCUGUCCCUCUGCGCCAGGUCUGUGGAAGAAACCGAGCUUGGAACACCCUGGGAAGUUUCUGAAGUUGGCAGUGUAUGUCGACGAUAAUCUUAUCACAGGUCCUCCGACUGGGUCCGAGUUGGCUGGAGAACUUGCGGAGAUCUUGCACCACGUCAAGGGGCGCAUGAUCGACGUCGAGCUUGUUCCGGAGUUUAACUCUGUGUCCAAGAAGUUUGACUUCCUAGGGUCAAUAGUGUACUACAACUGGAAUCUACGAACCGUUAGGAUCGUGAUGACAGAGUACAUAUCCAAGAUUUGUAAGAAAUUCCACGUCUCAGAAGCGGGCAAGCCGGUCCACUCGCCAAACUUCGAUGAGUCUGAACUCGCUAAAGAAGUUGAAGGAGCUAAAGUUAUUGAAGGUUUUCCCCUUCGAGAGGUCGUUGGCUCUCUGCAGUGGGCUGCAACCACUUGCAGGGUAGACAUUGUUGUCCCGGUUGCCACUGUCGCCAGAUACGUGGGCAAGCCGGCGACUCGGCCUGUCGUAAACGCCUGUAAGAAGAUUCUGAAGUAUCUAUUGACAACGAAGGAGCAGGGUCUGUCGUAUAGUCCGGAAAUUGAGGAAGAAUUCAACAGAAUCUACAGCAAGCUACUGCCCGACGGGAGAGACUUGCCUGAUGUGAAUCUGUUUUCGGAUGCUAGUUUUGCGAACUGUUGCAAGACCAUGCGAAGCACUAGUGGUAGCAUUAUGUACUUCCGCGGCUUCCCGAUCUGUUGGCGUAGCAACCGGCAGACCGUGAGGGCGUACUCCACGGCGGAGGCGGAGUAUAUAGCUGCUUCCGACACUAUUGUGCUGAGCGAGCAGAAUGACUUUACAGAGUUCUUCAAACCUCUACCCACUGUCAUGGUGGAAAAGCAGAAUGGCUUAUCUCCCUCCCUGGAUGAUGCCAUAUUGUGGAUCGACAACCAGUCCGCGAUAACUACAGCUAAGAGCACAGACAACAAACCGAAAUCGAGGCACUACGCACUGCGAUAUCUCCGCGUGAGAGACGCAGCGAGCCAGAUCAUGUUCUGCCCGACCUACCUAAUGAAGGCAGACGGUCUCACGAAGCUCGAGUGUAGUGUGCCGCAGAGACGCUUACUCUUGCACCAUAUUGAUAACCCCGACCCUAAGUCUUUUAUUUGUGACUCCUCUGACGAUGAGGAUGAUUUAGACACGUUUAUAGAGGGGAAUCACAAGGGCAAGGCUAAAGUAGGCUAUACUUAUUCGAUUUAUUUUGGUUUCUAGAGGGGAUAGCUAGUUCACCACAGCGCGCUCAGGAGGGGAGUGUGGUAGGACGCUAUCCAGAUUAGCACCACCGCCGCAGCGAUUGAGGAGGGGUGUUGGUCAUGGAAAUCGAUCCCGCACACACGUAACACGAUCGCCCCAAAUGACGCCUGUUCCCAAUGAAAUGACAGUUCUGAAUGACCUGAACUAGCUAGAUCCUUAGGGAAAUGGUCAGAAUCUAUCUAGAUCCUAAAGGAAACUCUUCACCAUGUUCCGCGAAUCCCCCAAAUACUACGAAGGCAAAGCCAUCAGGAUCGUAGUGAAAUGAAUGGACUCAGCUCGGUCCAGACGUUCAGAGUGGUCACCCUGGGGGACUUGACUCCCGCCAGGGUCGAGCACCAAUCUGAGCAGGUUGAGGAGUGGACUCCCAUGCUGUUUUGCCACUUGACUCUGAACCCGAUUGGUCCAUAUGAAUGUGAUGAAUUUGGAUGAAUUGAACCUACAGGAUGUAACGCAGCAAGAGACUUGCGUCACUUGCUUGCUUACUUGCAAUUGAGAGAAUUCAUUGAACUGCUGUUGAUAACGAGCUCAGUGGAGCAAACGCGUGUAAGUGUGUGCGAGUGUUCUCAAGUCCACUAACAACAAGUAUGCUAUGCCUGUUUUUUUCUCUGGGAUAAAACCUUGAGUAUGGUAGUGCGCAACUUGGUCGUCGUCCUUCCCCUCACUUGAAAGUGCGCUGGCUGGGCUUUAACACAAACGUGAAGCUAUCAUCUGAAGAUCAAUCCAGCUUUAUUUGCGAUGAGAAAUCCACUCUGCUGCACUGUAGUUCAGGAGAAGUUCUUGGGGUUUCCACAAACUUUUCAUGCAGUCAAGGGCAAAAGACGAAGACCAGCACCCAGAGAGGCCUCGUUUUUGGUCAUGCAGAUUGCUAAUAGCUAUCUGCAUGACCAGAAACGAGGGCGAGCGGGACGAGUUCGAGUUGUCCACUUGCAUAUCAAGCGAAAUCCGCUGGAGGCCUUAUAUUUGGCGCAGAACCAGCUGAAAACGCUGGAGGGAGUGGAAGUGCUGUCCAAGACCUUGAGCGUACGAAACAACAACUUUUUUAACAACACAAACUACUGGAGGUCUUCACAGUUCUGCUUCUGCUCCCAUUUCACAUUAUUUGAUCUCCAACAUAGCAGGUGUACUACGUCUAGUCUUUCCUUUCGAAUAGUGAUGAUCGGCGCUCAGUUCUUCGAAUAGUGAUGAUCGGCGCUCAGUUCUUCGUCUACCUAUCAUAUGAAGUAGACAUUGCUCCUGUCGAAUUGUGUCUUCUCACCAUGCGUGCAAAAUAAAUUUUUCUCCCUUUAUUCCACGAACUUUUCUCAGGUCUUAAACGUCCGCGGGAAUUUUUAUGGCGUUCUCAAACGUUACAUUCUCAACUGGCACAUGAAUUUGUUAUGCAAGACUACCUUAAGCCGCCAGAUGAUCAACAUGAACAUCAAGCUGCUUCGCAAGACAAAUCUCCGAGAGGCUAAACAGCAUCUAAAUCUGUACCAAAUCUGUGAUGCGAAUGCAGCAAGCUUGCCCCUUUAACUGUUGCCAUUCUUGCAUCGCAAAUUCAUGUAACAGUUGAGAGUGUAGCAGUUGAGAACGCCAUAACUUUCUUUCCAAAUUGGAGCCCCUGGUCGAGCUACAGCAGCUGCGGAAACUGUGCGUAACAGAAAACAAGAUCAAAUCGAGUAUCCGCGGGAAAUAUAAAUCGAAAUUUACCGACGUACACGAAGCGACACACACUGCAACAAGAAACAUAAACAUUCAUCAAAUGGCGACACUGCAUGAAGAAGAUCAUACUAGAUGUAGAUAGAAUUUUUGUCCCGUAUCCAUGAUCAGCAUGACAAGAUUAAAAUAUCUUCCUUCGUCGAGGCCGUUGCCGAAGUGCGAGAUUUGUCAUGCGUGCUAGGUGUGAUGGUAAAUUUGUAUUGCAUACCGAUUGA